AUGAAUCCUCCUGAAGAAAAGCUUAUUUUAAAACUAGCAAAGCAUAUUCUUCAAACAAAGGAUGAAAUGGAGCUUACUCAUGCUAUGGAAUAUGCUUCUGUUAUUUUUCAAGCUAAAAUUUUUCAAACAAGUAAUAAAAAUAUUGAGUUUUACUCUAGAAAAUGGAAAGGACUCCUUUCUGAUGAAAGUAGGCAGAAAUUAACUCAAAUCCAAAAUACUAUUUCAUCGAAACCUCAUCCGAUUUUAAAAAUUAUUGAUUUACUAGCGAGAUCAGAAAAGCCGACUAAAGAUAUACAAUUACCUCCAGAAAGAAAGAGAUUUUCAUUAGCAAUUAGCGAAAAAGAUUUAAUUUUUGAACUGAUAACACUUCUCCAAUGCGGAAAUGGUAAUACUAUCAAGUACGAAGAUGGGAAAUUUGUUAUAAGUUCAGAAAUAUCACCACAAUUUCUUAAAGUUACAUUGAAAAUAUUAUCAACAGUUCAAUGCAUCCAUGAAUUAUCUCAAUCUCGAGAAAAACUUACAGGAAUCGUAGGUCAAACACUUUCAAUUCAUAUCAUGUCCGAAGUUUCUAAAUAUAUUGAAUAUAUUUCCAAAUACAAUUAUGAAAAAACAACAUUAAUUCAACUACAAUCAUAUCUUUUAACUCCAGAAACAGAAAAUAUUCAUGCACUUACAUUCAUCUAUUUCUCUAUUGUCAAAUCCAGCUCAAACUAUAUGGCAGCAAUCGCUCUUUUGAAUGGACAUGGAAAUCCUUACGUUUCAAAUUUGGCUAAUAAGUUAACUGAAGCUUGUUAUUCUGCAAUUCUCGAAUUCAUUCAAAGCUGGGUUAUUCACGGUAUUAUUGAUGAUCCAUAUCAUGAAUUUUUCAUCGAAGAAGAUCAUUCUGUCAAUGUCAAGAUGAAAGAUCCUGCAAGUUGGUGGACAACUCAAUAUACAUUAGUCGUUGAUAAAAUUCCUCCAAAGUUUUUCGACAAAGAAACUCUUAUGAUGAUAUUAUCAUGUGGAAAAGCUUUGAAUUUCAUUAAAGAAUUCAAAACGAAUAACUUUAAUGAAGGAUAUGUUCCAUUUAAAGGCAAAUUUUUCGAUCUAUCAAUGGUAGAUUCCUUCCUUAUGACUUCAAUGAAUGCAGUCAUUAAUUUAAUUAUCAGGGAGAAUUGGCUUCUUGGACAUUUGAAAGUUAUUAAUGAUUUCAUGCUUUUUUGUAGAGGUGAUUUUGCCACAUCAUUGUUCUAUGCAAUUAAUGAAUCAGAUGAUAUUUCUUCAGUUUACAUUCUAACGAGAGCAUUGAAAGGUAUUGACUUCGGAAAAUGUUAUACCAAUAAACUUACUGGAGAAAAUUUAAUUAAUUACCUCGAUUAUAAGAAGAAUGACUCUAAUGUUCUUGCAAGCUUAGUAUAUAAGACUAAAGAUCCAAUAACAACUGUUGUUGGUCUUAGAGCAAUGAAAUUAUAUGAAAGAUUUUCAAAAUUCGUUUGGAGAAUUCGAUCGAUUCAACUUACUUUAUCAAAUGGAUGGAAAUUCCAUAGAAUUCCAUUGUUUGUUGAAGAAGAAUAUAUAGGAGGAAUUGGCGACACAAUAAGUGGUGCAGAUCUCGUUUCUAAAAUUGCUGGGAUGCGAUUUAAUUUCCUCUUUGCUUCUGCGUCAUUGAAUGAAUGGAUUUCUUCAGAUGUAAUUUUGUCUAACAGAAAAGAAAUGGAAACUCAAAUCCAGAAUGCCACAACAUUUGAUCAAAUCAUUCAUUAUCAUAAAAGAUAUCUUCAUCAGUUGAAAAGAGGUUUCUUACUUACUGAAGAGUUUGCUCAAGCACAAACUGCUCUUGCGCAACUUGUUGAUGUUUUUGACCAAUUCAUUGCUCUUGUCAAAGAUAUUUAUUCAUAUUUUGAUGAUUGUGAUGCCCAUUAUCAGUAUAUUCUUAACGGAGGCGAAGAUGAAUUUCAAGAUUCUCCUGAUGCAGAAUUUGAUGAGUUUAACCAGAGUUUAGAUUUGAUUCAGCACACUUUUAAUACCAAAUUAAAAGUACUUCAUGCAAAAGUCACACAGAAUCUAGGAAUUCCUGAGUUCUCUCACUUAGAAUUGCGAUUACUCUCUUGCUUAAAGUCAAGUGAGAAAGAAAGUCAAUAA
Molecule: messenger RNA, 2121 nt
Organism: Trichomonas vaginalis G3
Lineage: Eukaryota; Parabasalia; Trichomonadida; Trichomonadidae
Product: microtubule nucleation by interphase microtubule organizing center
Exons: 1
Coding region: 1-2121 (706 amino acids)
Biological process (GO): spindle assembly; meiotic cell cycle; mitotic cell cycle
Cellular component (GO): centrosome; equatorial microtubule organizing center; gamma-tubulin small complex
Molecular function (GO): microtubule minus-end binding; gamma-tubulin binding
Source: RefSeq, a predicted model, not a curated record